Perkinsus marinus ATCC 50983 is the source of this 198-nucleotide messenger RNA. RefSeq names its product AP-2 complex subunit sigma, putative. The transcript is spliced from 3 exons. Gene Ontology annotation, biological process: vesicle-mediated transport; protein transport. Lineage: Eukaryota; Perkinsozoa; Perkinsida; Perkinsidae. Gene Ontology annotation, cellular component: intracellular membrane-bounded organelle. Bases 1 to 198 code for a protein of 65 amino acids. The record is from RefSeq and is a predicted model, not a curated record.
AUGUGCGUAUUAGAGCUCAUUCAUCUAUUCGUGGAGGUGUUGGAUGGCUACUUCGGCAAUGUAUGCGAACUUGAUCUGGUAUUCCAUUUCGAUAAGGUGUAUCACAUACUGGACGAGUUAUUACUAGAUGGCGAGAUAGAGGAUACUAGUUCUGCAGUGAUACUAGAAAAGCUUCGACAGUCCGAUAAGCUAGAUUAA